AUGGAUGUUGAUCAAUUAUUGAACUAUCAUUUAUUCUUUUUUGGUUCAACACCAACUGAUAGGUGGAUUAAAAAUGUUGUAUAUUCAACUCCACACUGUGACUCUGAAAACCAUAAAGAGAAACUUCAUACUGCAGGACAAAACUCUUUUUGGCAUAUUCAUACAAAGAUCAAUCUGUUUCUACGGACUGAACAUGAUUGGGUGGAGAUACAUUUGACCUUUGGGGCUGUUAAGAUGUUUGUUCCUGCAAUGUUUCAAGUCAUAUUGAAUAUGAAACAAUCCCCUCACAAGUUGGAAAAGGAGGAAAAGAAGAGGCCAAUUGGCCUUCAAGGCCUUGUUGGUUGGCAGGAAAUGGACGAAUGGAGUUUGUUUGAAGCGAACAGAAAGAAUAGCUGUGUCCCAUUAUUGGCAGCAUCCGUGCUUCAUGGUCUAAAUAUUGGUUAUGAUAUAAAUAUAGAUGUCUAG
Sphenostylis stenocarpa is the source of this 465-nucleotide messenger RNA. The record is from the annotation of a GenBank genome assembly. Lineage: Eukaryota; Viridiplantae; Streptophyta; Magnoliopsida; Fabales; Fabaceae.